AUGCGAGCGCCUGUCUUUCUUAUCGCACAGGAGAAGGAACCUUCCACAGACAAGAUUAUCGACAAGUCGACGUCUGAGCAGGUGGCGAGGGCAAGAUCUCACCAGUCUGUGGACAACAAUGCCUUGUUGAAUUUGUUUCACGCGAUGAAAGUUCCAGCGGCCUUUUCUCUUCUUCAGCAAAUGAUCGUGGACAAGGAUUCAGUUACCAACUUUGAGAAUCAAACUGUUGGCGAAGACGAUAAGGAUAUUGUUUCCAGGAAGAUGCCCAAAGUGACCAAGGACAAUGCAGAUAAAGUGUUCGAUUUGCUGUGCAAGCGCCUUCUACAAGAAUCUGAACAAAUAAGCAUCAACGAGCUUUCAAGUAUUCUGCAAGUUUCUGGGUCCAUCAAUCGUCAUCUUUCUCCGCGCAUCUUGGAGGAGAUGUGGGAGAAGCUAAGGCUUCACAAGGAUGAUGUUUCAAGUCAGAACCUUGCAUGUAAUGCAGCUGUGGUUGCGAUUGCUCAGAACGAUGAUGACAAUGAUGAUGACAACUACGAACAUGAUUCUGACUCUGAUGAACUUUUAUGA
Guillardia theta CCMP2712 is the source of this 567-nucleotide messenger RNA. RefSeq lists its product as hypothetical. The transcript has 7 exons. The record is from RefSeq and is a predicted model, not a curated record. The coding region runs from base 1 to 567 and encodes 188 amino acids. NCBI's taxonomy places the organism in Eukaryota, Cryptophyceae, Pyrenomonadales, Geminigeraceae.